This is a messenger RNA of Trichomonas vaginalis G3, 1341 nucleotides long. Its product is annotated as GTPase activation domain, GAP family. Lineage: Eukaryota; Parabasalia; Trichomonadida; Trichomonadidae. The record is from RefSeq and is a predicted model, not a curated record. The transcript has a single exon. Bases 1 to 1341 code for a protein of 446 amino acids.
AUGCAACAAGGAAUUGAUAUUAAAGACAGGUUUAGUGAAUUGAUUUCCCAAUACGCAGAAUUGUUUCAAUGCCCUAUAGUACUGAAUUCUGAGUUAACCCAAAUGUUUCCAAGACAAAUCAACGAAACUGAAAUUCCGGAAAAAACACAAAAGAAGCCAUUUCGUUAUGUACCUGGUAUAACUGAUAUAGCAGGGAAAUUUGUCCCCCGAAAGCCGAUUCUAAUAACUCCAAAUACCAAGUUUAACAUUUAUCCAACAAAAAAUGAUUCAUUCAUUUUACCAAUAAAACUUCAAAAUGGACAUCAUGGCUUUCUAAUAUCUUCGACAUAUGAUUACUAUAUUUAUGAUUCAAUUCUUAAUCACGGUUAUUACAUUGAUAAACUCAAGAAUUUGGAGCUAAAUGGGAAGAAGAUUACAAUUGGAGAUAAAAUAUUUACUUUAUCUACAACAGUAAAAGAAAAUUCCCGAAAGAUAAUUUCGGAACUCCAAGAGUUUAUACCUCGCGUUUUAGCUGAGAAAAAUCUGAUAACUUACAAAAAUUUCUUUGAAUCUCUCGGUAUAAUGCAAGCAUUUCCUCCGGUUAACGAAUUUACUUUGCCAUAUUAUAGGACUCUUUUCACCAACAACAACUUUUUGCUUUUAUAUUCACGCGUAAUAUACACCAAAGAUGAUAUGAAGCCGCUUGCUCAAGCCUUUCUGAAUAUUACCGGACCAGAAUUUCCAGCUUUUUAUAGGUUUAUGGCGUACGAUGAAUACAAAACAUACAAAUCACCAUCCCUCGCAAUGCGUGGAAAUAACUUCUUCGUGUCUCUUACAACAUACAUCGUUGGCCAAGAUCCGGAGUACAUCAAAUUCCUUGAUUCUUUGUCACUUCAAUCAGAAACUCUUGUUGAAGACUUCAUUAAAGGAGUGGAGAUUAUGGAUCUCUCUCCUCGUUCAAGAAUUGUCUUAAAUGCAAUUUAUAAUGAAGGCAAAAGAACUUUUCCAGAAACUGAUUGCAAGAGGUUUGGUGUAAGUGGAGUUCUCUUCCUAAGAUUGAUGUCUCCGGUUCUAAUGCUUAGAGAACCAAGAUUUUCAAACAAAAUUCAGCCCCUUACGCCAAUAUUUAACUUAAUGGAGAAAGGAGAUCAAAAUGCAGUUAAUAAGCUGCGUGUAUUAAUUGACAGAUAUUCUGUAUUCCCAGAAAAUUACGUUGUUGAGCCCAACAAUUCUUAUAACGAAAAAGAUAUUGAAACUUUAAUUCAAAUGAUUCCAAAGAGCAAAGAUGAACUCAUUCGAGCUGCAACACAUGUGAAUUUUUCUGAUAUUUAUUCUCAAUACUUAUCUUUACCACCUGUUUGA